Messenger RNA from Frankliniella occidentalis (western flower thrips), 2987 nucleotides. RefSeq names its product zinc finger protein ZIC 1 (gene opa). The transcript is spliced from 5 exons. Lineage: Eukaryota; Metazoa; Arthropoda; Insecta; Thysanoptera; Thripidae. Gene Ontology annotation, cellular component: nucleus. Gene Ontology annotation, biological process: central nervous system development; regulation of transcription by RNA polymerase II. The coding region runs from base 436 to 2169 and encodes 577 amino acids. Gene Ontology annotation, molecular function: RNA polymerase II cis-regulatory region sequence-specific DNA binding; DNA-binding transcription factor activity, RNA polymerase II-specific. The record is from RefSeq and is a predicted model, not a curated record.
CUCUCGUCAGUCUCUCGCUGGGAGUCGAAGGCGGCAACCUCGCUCGACGCACGGUGCGUGCGUGCGUGCGCUUUCCAUCUACGUGUUUGUGUGUGUGCGAGCGCUCGCCGGCAGCGAACCUGUGUCGUGCGUUUGUGGGUGAAUGUGUUUCUGUAUGCCUCGUGUCUGUUGGUGCGUUUUCGGAUUGGUCCUGGAGUGCUUCCCCCCAAGUGUCAGUGAUGCCCAAAGUGUUUAGUGCCAUGGUUCAGUGAUCCCCAGUGCCAGUGAGUGUCCCUCGUGUGCGUGCCAGUGGAGUGUGUUGGUGCUUAGCCCUCCGCGCCACCGCGGCCCCAGGGGCGCCCUAGCCCCCGGGCCCCCACGGCCGUCAACAUUCCCGAAGCUGGGCGCCACCCCCACGCGCCCCACGCGCCCCCAGAGGCCCCUCGCGCCGCCGCCAUGCUCAACAGCUUGAUGGACUCGGGGGCGGGCCACGGCCACCACCACACGGCGCACCACCUUGCCUCCAUGGGGCUCAAAAUGAGCCCGCCGCCCAUGGAGCCGGCGACCUCGACGGCGUCCUCGACGCCGUCCUCCACGUCGGCGGCGGCGGCCGCGGCUGCCGCGGCGGCUGCAGGUGCCAUGCCGCCCGACCACUUCCAGAGCCCCGCCUACGGCCACCAGAUCCCGCACCCCGGUUACGCCGCCAGGGAUUUCUUGCUCAGGAGAGAGCACCACGAGUUCGGCGGUGGAGCUGCCGGGGCCGCCGUCGGCGGGGACCCGACCGCGGCGAUGCUCUUCCCAACGGCCCUGCACCACCAGGACAACCACCUGACGGGCCACCACCACCAGUCGCUGACGAACCACCCCCACCUCAACCCCCACCACCACCACCAUCACCAGAUGCGGCUCGCGGCCGCCGGCAUGGACGCCAUGUACGGCCACCGGGACCCGCACCCGCACUCGGCCUACCACCACCACCACCACCAGACGUCGCCCUACCACCCGGCCGCCGUGUCGGCCGUGUCGGCCAUGACGGCGCACCACGCGGCCGCCGUGUCGGCCGUGUCGUCGGCCGUGUCGGCCAUGUCGCCGCACCACCACGGCGCCUUCUUCCGCUACAUGCGGCAGCCCGUGCGCCAGGAGAUGUCGUGCCAGUGGGUGGAGCCGGACGCGCCGCCGCCGCGCAAGCAGUGCGGCAAGCUCUUCAACUCGAUGCACGAGAUCGUGACGCACCUCACGGUGGAGCACGUCGGCGGCCCCGAGUGCACGUCGCACGCCUGCUUCUGGGCGUCGUGCCCGCGCAACGGCCGGCCCUUCAAGGCCAAGUACAAGCUCGUCAACCACAUCCGCGUGCACACGGGCGAGAAGCCCUUCCCCUGCCCGUUCCCCGGCUGCGGCAAGGUGUUCGCCCGCUCCGAGAACCUCAAGAUACACAAGCGGACCCACACCGGUGAAAAACCCUUUAAAUGCGAGUACUCUGGCUGCGAUCGGAGGUUCGCCAACUCGUCCGACCGGAAGAAGCACUCGCACGUCCACACAUCCGACAAGCCCUACAACUGCCGGGUGGCGGGCUGUGACAAGUCCUACACGCACCCGUCGUCGCUGCGGAAGCACAUGAAGGUCCACGGCUGCUCUGGCGGGUCCGGGUCAAGCACGUCUGGCGGAAAGUCACCGGUCCACGGCGGCUACGACUCGGACGGCGAGGAGUCCAACAGCUCAUCGGCGGGCUCCAUCAGUGUGGCUGGCGGCGCCGCCUCGCCGCCCCUGCCCUUGGACGUCAAGUCCGAGUACAAGCAAGAGUACAAGUCCGAGUACAAACAGGAUUACAAAGGUCCCCACCACGUCACGGCGCACACGGUGCUCACGCCGCCCUCCAUGCACCACCACCAGCAGCCCAUGCUGCACCAGCAGUCGUCGCAGCAGCCGCCGCCCACCUCGCACCACACGCAGCACGCCCAGCAGCAGCAGAAUCCCCAGUCAUCACAGCAGCAGCAGCAGCAACAGCAGCUGCAACAUCAAACCAACCUGUCGGAGUGGUACGUGUGUCAGUCGGCGGCCGGCAUGCCGACACCCCCGUCAGCGGAGCACUCGCCCGUCAACCCCCUGAACCACCUUAGCCACCUAACGGCACCCCACCACCACCACCUUAUGCACCACCAUCUCAACAGUGGGGCGGCCACGGCCUACUGACCCGGCACCGCCUGACCGGCCUUACCGGUAGAGACCGUUCCUGCUGUGAUUGAAUUAUUUGUUGGCAUCGGGUGAAGAGUUAUUUUCGUUGUACCUGUUUUGUUUUAGGUUUUUUUUUUUUCGUUUAAGAGUGUGUGGAGAGAAACAAAGUAUCUUGUCUUUAUUACUUGUUAUUUAAUUGUAUUAUCUGGAGCACUCCUCGUCGUAUUUCUGACGGAGCUCUCCAAAAGACUGCCUCAACCAAGCGUUUCCUAGUUUUGCUGCUGUUUGUCUGUGUUUUUCAUGUUUGUUUGCAUUUCAAAUAAAAAUUUUGCCCUCUCUUUCAUUGAACAGAAAAUAAAAAACAAGGGCAGUUGGCUCAUUAUAACAGUGGUUUUAUGUUGCACGAAUGAACAAGAUCAUUUCCCGAUGAACCACCCUUCUUAAAAUAGAUACAGUAUAAGCGCAGAUAGCAGCAGCUAAAGAUGACCGUGAGGUGAUUUGUAAUUCCUAGUCUUUCAAUGUCCACGAGACAUAGUUUUAAAACAAAGCACAAUGUGAACCUAUAAAUGUAUAGAUUUAUGAUGACAUGUUUAUGGUAUUGUGAAAUCUGUAAUUCGCUAAAUUAUAAUUUUGAGUGUGAUUAGAUGAAAACCCAUUGUUGCUUUAAAUAAAAAGUCGAGUUUAUGCCCGUAAAAUAAUUAUAGGAGAGCCGUAUGGUUCCUUGAAAACUGUACAAAUUUAUAUAGUUGUAUAUUAUAUUGUCAAAAGUAAUUUAAAUGUACAUGUCGUAUGUCCAAUGAAACCUUAAGUGAUAUAAUUAUAUUGAUAAACAUAAA